GCCUCUCCUCCUCCCAUCGAAAGAGCAAGAAGCCUCGCCGGCGGUGCUUCCGGUGCCUCACCUCGGACCAUGUCAUCUUCGACUGCAGGGACCCCGUCCGUUGCGCCCGCUGCUGGCCCUCCGGUCAUCGUAGCUUCAGUGCCAUGAAUGCCAUGCCCGACAACACCGCCGCCAACACCGCCCCCGCCAUCCAGCCGCCUGUCGCGGUGGCCCCGACUUCGCUUCGCUUCGGCUCCUUCCAGGUGGAGGUCGGCGACGCGGGCUCCUCCAUCGCCUCUUCCUCCUUGCUGAUCUGCCUCAACCCCUCCUCCCACGAGCCCCACCUCAUCUGCCCAGAAGUUGCUCUCGAUCUCAACUCACCACCUCCUGACCUCUCCACUCCGGUCGACGGCCUCGCUAUCAGGCUGCAGCUUCACCUCCUCAAAGCUAUCCAUGACCUAGACGAGGCGGCUGCUGCCACAGCCCGCCGCCUCAACCUAUCCCCGCCCCGCCCAACCCAGGCUUCCCACCGUGCACCUCACCCGCCCCCGGUGCCCUCCGCACACCGCAACAGAGGCCCUCCCACCUUUGCUCCCAUCCCUACUCCUCCUCGCUAGCCUUCAUUGUAGUCCCGCCCCAGCUUGUCCAGGACGACAUAGCUAGGUAUGCCUUCGUCCACUUCCGCACUCCCGUCCACAACCCUUUCCGGGAGAUCCUCGCGUGCUCAGAGAGCGCGGAGGCAACCCUGUCUUUCGUGUUGCCACGUCUUUUCGUGGUGCGGGCCUAGUCUCCUUUCCAUCUGCGGCCGCUCGCCAUGGCGUCAUCGCACGUGGCCCCAUGCAUGUUGAUGGUAACACCAUCUCCUUUGAGCCAGCUGAGAACCAUGGCCGUUCCACCGCUCUGUUCGAGGAUGAUCUCACGGAGUUGGAGGCCAUUGGCUUCCCUCUUGAGCUCUGGCACCCUUUGGGUGUUCAUUUCGUCCUCAACUUUCUUGGUGAAAUCUUCUCCAUCGACCAGUACUGCCUCCUUUCCAAUGAGCGCACCUCCAUUAGGGAUCAUGUCGCCCUAUUCAAGGGCACCUCUCUGCCUGAUGCUCUCACUGUCCAGCUUCCUAAUCUCGACAUCCUAGUUGUCCAGCUGCACGAGCACGGGAAGGUCACCCGCAUCGGCCCAAGUGACCCUUCCCCCUUCUCCUCUGAUGGGGACUCGGACUCCGCUUUGGACUCGACUUCCGACUCGGACUCCCCCACCCCAUAUCCCUCUAUUGGCCUUCAGUGUGUUGCGGCUGCCAUGGCAACGUUUGGCCCCUUCACCGUCUCACCGGAGUUCCCCCAGGGGCCGCCUCCUUUGCCUUCAAGAAACGCUUUGCUUGCCGCUGACGCCUUUGUUGAGCUUGCCAUCAGCUCAUCUGAUGAUGAUGUCCCUCUUGCCAGGAUCGGCUUGGCUCCUCCAGUCCUUUUGGAUUCCAUCUUGUCCGAUAUCCCGGCUGAUCCUACAGAACACGAGUUGCCUCUAAUCACCUCGCCGGAUCACUACAUGCCCGACCCCGCUCCUGCACCUGCUGCUUCCGAUGGCACGGCCAUCUUGACGACGGUGCCUCACGCUGCCUCGCCGGUGGUUUACUCUUGCCGUCCAAGGGCGGUUGUGGCGCCGGCGCUGCCCUCCCUGCCGGCCUUGGAUCUGGAAGCUGAGCAUGUGGUGCACGAGGCCGUCACCAAGAAGGGACGUGCCUGCCGCAGGCGUGCCAGCUCUAUUCUGCACAUUAGGCGGAGUGCUCGGCUCGCCGAGAUGGAGCCAUACAAGAAGGAAACCAUGCAGGAUAAGGCGUCCAAGGCCAAAGCCAAGUGCAUGGAGCUGGGCAACUCUGCGCGUGAUUUCGACGAUGUUGUGAGCUCUGCUCGCCUGUACCCCGAUGAUGUUCAGCCUGGCUCCCCCCGCGCUCUCGCCGCUCUGGCCAUCGAGUGUGGCUCUUCUCCUCAUGAGGCUGAGUCUGUGGCCUCCUCUGCUGGUGCCGUGGCCAAGUGACUUAUGCAUUGCUGUAUCAAGAUGCCCGGCUGCUGCCGCUGCUUGUGUUCACCGACAAGCUUAUAUGUAUUCGUCUAUGUCUGUAUCAGUAGUUUUCUUCCUUGUGUCAUGUACUUUCCCUUUAUGAUGGUGUUUGUUGUAGUGCUUUAUGUCUAGUUCUACCUUGUCGUUCUGUUCGUGGAAUAUAAGAGGUUUAGGGAAUGA
Molecule: messenger RNA, 2208 nt
Organism: Triticum aestivum (bread wheat)
Lineage: Eukaryota; Viridiplantae; Streptophyta; Magnoliopsida; Poales; Poaceae
Exons: 2
Coding region: 817-2004 (395 amino acids)
Source: RefSeq, a predicted model, not a curated record